AUGUUAUCAGCACCGAAGAUUCCGGCAACACAAACGGCCAUCAUACAGCAUGAUGGAAGCCUCAAGAUUACCUCGGGCUUGCCCAUCCCCGAGUUGGAGGCUAAUCAUCUACUUGUGCGAACCGUAUCCGUGGCACUGAACCCUUGUGAUUUCAAGAUGCCCCUACGGUUUCCCACCCCCGGACUCUGGGAUGGAUGUGACUUCUCGGGUACCGUCGUCGCCCUGGGUAAAAAAGUGGCCGAGAAGGGUCGAUUUCGUAUUGGUGACAAGGUCUUCGGCGCUGUUCAAGGGUCAAACCAAUCUGACCCAACCUCGGGGUCCUAUUGCGAAUACUUGCAGAUUGAUGAGGAUUUUACAUUUCAUAUUCCGAAAGGGGUAGAUUUCAAGGAUGCACCGGCAAUCUCCGGUACUGGCAUCGCAACACUUGGGGUUGCCCUAUUCUGGUCGCUCCAGAUUCCUGGAAGCUUGGAAGACCCGUCAGCUAUCCCCGAAGAUGUCCUCAUCUAUGGAGGAAGCAGCACCAUUGGACUUCUGGCCAUCCAGAUGGUAAAGCUAUGCGGCCAUCGAGUAAUAACAACGUGCUCCCCAAAGAACAUCGAUUUGGUUAAGUCCUAUGGUGCCGAUCUGGUUUUCGAUUAUAAGUCUGACACAUGUGCGCAAGACAUCCGGGCUGCCACAAAAAACACGCUUCGCUAUGCUCUCGAUCCGUUUGCUGAGGCAAGUACCGUGCGCUUAUGCCAGGAUGCCAUUGGCCGAACAGGGGGAAGAUACUGUGCGCUGGAGCAAUACCAGGAGCAUCUCUGUACUCGAAGGACGGUCAAGAACGAUCUAGUUAUGGGAGGUGCUAUAUCUGGCAAUGGCGUGCAGCUACCAGAGCCGUAUGGAAUCCCACCACGGCCUGAAAUCGGAAAUUGGGCUCGAUCGUGGUAUAAAACGGUUCAAAUUUUAGUCGACGCUGGUAAACUGCGACCAAGCCCAGUCAGACUGCUUCCUGGGCGCUUUGAGGGAGUUAUCGAAGGGCUGAAUCUGCUGAAAGAGGGAGCCAUCUCCGGUCAGAAGCUGGUUGUUUUACUGCAGGAGGAAGCAUGA
Molecule: messenger RNA, 1089 nt
Organism: Penicillium brasilianum
Lineage: Eukaryota; Fungi; Ascomycota; Eurotiomycetes; Eurotiales; Aspergillaceae
Source: the annotation of a GenBank genome assembly